Messenger RNA from Lottia gigantea (owl limpet), 918 nucleotides. RefSeq lists its product as hypothetical. Gene Ontology annotation, molecular function: A2-type glycerophospholipase activity. Lineage: Eukaryota; Metazoa; Mollusca; Gastropoda; Lottiidae. Gene Ontology annotation, biological process: arachidonate secretion; phospholipid metabolic process. The record is from RefSeq and is a predicted model, not a curated record. The transcript is spliced from 7 exons. Bases 1 to 918 code for a protein of 305 amino acids.
AUGGCAAAUAAUGGCGAUAUCAAUGGAUGUAGUAUACCCUUCGUUUUACCUUUGCCUUUUAAACAGAGAUUUACACCAUCCUCUUACACGAUGUCUGUUAUUCAUGUGAAACGUAAUUCUAUUUCAAGAUCUAGAUGUGAUGCCAAAUUUCUUACAGACAUGGAAAACGCAUGUCGAGAAAAAAUAAACAGAAAGGGGGCUGCUCUUGGUAUAUCAAAAACUACAUGUGAUGAUAAAUUUUAUAAUGAAAUGAAUCAAGAGUGUAAAAAUGUUAGCAGAAAGGACGUUGGUAGAAAAAAUCUGGGAAGUUUGUUCUGCCAAAUGUUUUCUGGGAGUUAUUAUGGAAUGUCCAUCCGUGGACUAUGUUACUACCGUCUACGUAUUGUUCUUCUUCAGUUUUUCGACUCCUCAACUAGGAUGCGGUUAUCACUGGUAUUUGGUGUGUGUAUUGUGGCAGGCCUGGUUGGGUUAGUAACAGCACAAUGCAACCGUAACGGCGAUAUCAAUGGAUGUAGUAUACCCUUCGGUUUACCUUUGCCUUUUAAACAGAAAUUUACACCAUCCUGUUACAAACACGAUGUUUGUUAUUUUUGUGGGGCGGCAAGGGAUAUUUCAAGACUUAGAUGUGAUGCCAAAUUUCUUACAGAUAUGGAAAACGCAUGUCGAGAAAUAAGAAACAGUAAGGAUAGAGAGAAGUGUUCAAAAUGGGCUAAUAGAUAUAAAGGAGCUUGCCAGGCCAAAAAUAUAGCAAUGCGUGGUCCAUAUGAACUUAAAGGCGAUAUUAAUUUAUGGCUUCUAGUUGCACCAUUCCAAUUAUUGCGUAAGAUGUCUGUGGUUCUUGUAAUUAUUGAAUUCUUAACCUUGUAUGGUGUUACAAUUACAAACGCUGCUCAAAAGGCCUUUGAGAUAGCUAUGUAA